UUCGCGUGCUUGCACACAGUCAGUGAGUGAGGCGUAUAAGUAACCAACCAACAGGCACCGCGAGUUUCGUGUUGAUAUUGGCCACAUUGGCGUCUUCUCUGUCAUCGCCCCAAACGCGAAUUCAGUCUCCGGAGAAGUGUUUUUGUGUUCGGUUGUGUUUUGUCGGCUCGGUUCAAGAGUCUCGCCGUCGUGUAGGAGAAAGGGUUUGGGAUAUUAAAAGGGGGUGCUUAGAAGCAGAAAGUGAUAAAGAAGUGAAUUUCACUGUGGUGCAAAAAUGGAUGGUGAUAGUGCUCAAUCAAUCUGCGGAUUUAAACAACAAGUGACAGCGAUACCUCAAUACGGUUUAAAGCUCAAAUUCAAUCACGUUUACCCGGAGACCAGGAAUCAAAAUUUGAAACCAUCUCUUCGUCAAAUAUGGCCCAUUAUUCCAAUGGCUUUGAGGUACAUCCCCUACUACUGGAAGGUGUCACGCGAAAACCGCCAGGUCUUGAUGGACUACUGGUAUACCGAGAAUGGAAAACAGAUUUAUGGUGCCCCGAUUGGAGGCAUUGGCGCCGGGACGAUUGGGCGUGGAUUCGCCGGCGAGUUCUGCAGAUUUCAGCUCAAACCAGGCCUUUACGAGUACAACACGGUGCACGCGAAUCAGUUCAUCGUCACUAUAAAGGACGAAAACAACGUGACCAUUUUCCAGAGUUUGCUUUCCUCAUACAGCCGGCCCAAGAACCCUCUAUCCAGCUGGGAGACCUACAUCAACUCGUCAAAGUGUAACUACACGGCCCUGUACCCUCGCGCUUGGUCCGAAUAUGAUCUCAGCGACUACGGCAUCAAGCUGGUUCAGCGUCAGAUUUCGCCCAUCAUACCCCAUGACUACAAGGAAAGCUCUCUACCGGCGGCCGUUUUUGUAUGGACAGUGGAAAACGUCUGCGGCAAGGAUCGGCAGGUUACCAUCACCUUCACGUUCAAAAACGGGACCGGCAACAAAAAACAGGAUGCGGAAGGAAACAGCGAAACGGCCGAAUUUUCACACGGUUCUGCCAAAGGAGUCAGUAUUAAGCAAAGCAUUGUCGAUAUGCAGUCCACGUAUUGCAUCAGUUGUAAGACUUCUUCGGAAAUCAAUCUCACGCGCUGCAAAAAGUUUGAUCCGACCGGAAACGGUGAAAAGCUGUGGAAUGAUCUAAAAGAAAAUGGACAGCUGACGGAGGUUUCAGUGGAAGAAAAUUUGAAAAGUAAGGAUGUUGCUGUGGCUGUGAGUGCCCAAAUUCUAGUGCAAUCAACAGGUAGCUCUGAUUUGGAAUUUUCCCUAGUCUGGGACAUGCCAAAGAUUAGAUUCGGUAAGAAAACGAAGGAGUACUACAAGUACUAUACCAAAUACUUUGGGAAAUCUGGCGACGCGGGGCCAUCGAUAUCGGAUUACGCUCUGCAGAAUUUCGGAAAAUGGGAAACUCUAAUCAACGAGUGGCAGCGGCCUAUUCUGGAUGAUAAUGAUCUUCCAGAUUGGUACAAGAGUGCCAUAUUUAACGAACUGUAUUUCAUUGCCGAUGGUGGUAGCGUUUGGCUAACUACCGAUGAUGCUGAGCUUCCCUAUGAUGAUCCUAGACUAGCCUAUGGACGAUUCGCCUACCUUGAAGGGCACGAAUAUCGCAUGUACAACACGUACGAUGUACAUUUCUAUGCUUCUCACGCACUGGCAAGCCUUUGGCCAAAUCUACAAGUAAGUUUACAAUACGACUACAAAGACACUAUAAACCGCGAGAUUUCUGAAGGACGGAAACAUCUCUAUGAUGGAAAGAUCAUUCCGAGGAAGAUUAAGAACUCAGUGCCGCACGAUUUAGGCGAUCCAGAUGAGGAACCGUUUGAUCUGAUCAACGCCUACCCGAUUCACGACGUGUCCGAGUGGCGGGAUUUGAACACCAAGUUUAUCCUUCAGGUGUAUCGGGACUACUACACGCUCAAUCGCUACGCACAGCAAAAUGCCGAAAAUGCCAGCAAGUUUAGUUCAAUUGAGUUCAUCGACAAGGAAAGUAUGUACGAUACGUAUGUCCAGGACAAUCGUAACAAGGUAUCGCCAGAGGAGAAGCAGCAAAAUCGAAAAUCUGCUUCGAUGUACAUCAAUGAAACCAACGGGAAGGUGUAUCUAAUGGACGCCAUGACAUAUCUCAAGAGCAUGUAUCCUGCGUGUAAACAAGUUUUGGAGAAAACUUUAGAGUGGGAUAAGGAUAAUGACGGUAUUAUAGAGAACAGCAAAUGUCCAGAUCAAACAUACGAUACUUGGGUCAUGGAUGGGCCUAGCGCUUAUUGCGGUGGACUUUGGUUGGCUAGCUUGCACUGCAUGAUUGCGAUGGCAAAUUUGCUGGAUCAAAAUGACGAUUGUAAUAAGUUCCGUGAGAUUUUGGAGAAGGGUAAGACAUCUUUUGAAGAAAAACUUUGGAAUGGAACUUAUUACAAAUUUGACGGUCAAAGUGCAUCCAAAAACACAAUUAUGUCGGACCAGCUGUGCGGUCAUUGGUACUUACGUUGCUGUGGGUUUGAUUACGAUAUCUUUCCGAAGGAGAACGUUCGGACAGCCCUGAAAACCAUCUACGACAACAAUGUGAUGCGUUUUUGUGGCGGAAAUAUGGGAGCUGUCAACGGUUACGUGCCAAGUACGCAACCCAAUAAGGACGGUAGAGCAGAUGCAUCUACAGUGCAAGGAGAGGAAGUGUGGACCGGUGUGACGUACGCCUUGGCAUCAACCAUGAUUCACGAGGGAAUGUUCACCGAAGCUUUCCAGACCGCUGGCGGAAUGUAUCAAACGUUGUCCGAAAAAAUUGGCAUGAACUUCGAAACACCCGAAGCACUGUACGCAGAGCGUCACUAUCGGGCCAUAGGUUACAUGCGACCACUCAGUAUUUGGUCUUUGCAAACGGCUUGGGAGCAGAAGAAGCAGAACAGAGAUUAGAUUACUUUCUGCAUAGCAGACGUAAAUGCUAUUAUUAAUAUUAUUCUUAUUAUAGUGGCUUUCCGCCCUUGGCGAGUUUGCCAAACGAAAAUGCUAUAGAUUUUCAGCUUUGAAACAAAAGCAAAGCUCGUGCUUUUAAAACCGGUGCCGUUUUAGAAAUCUAAUAUUUAAAGAAACGUACUAUUCUCGCAUGCGAUGCGUUUUAAGUUAUAUAGAUUGUUUUGCUUAUUUUCUUCAAAGUUAUUAACGAAAAGUGCAAAAUACAAUCAGUAGAUUAUUAGAAUGACACGCAAUUUUGACUAGGAAACCUUUGAAAAAACCUUUUCGACCCGUACACAAAAUUUGUGAGCCUUGUCCAGGAAGACACCAGGCGGUGCUAUUGUUUUUUUUUUUUCGACAGGAUUAUUUGAUGGGUGUAACUAAAUCAAUUUCAACUGCCAUUCAUAGACUUCCAUCACACCCCAACACCUUUAGAUUUAAAUAUUGCGAUUCGUUAUUCUAUAUAAAACCAUUAUUUGUAUUAUUAACCGAAGAUCUUAUUGGCUUGUCGAUUAUUUAGUAUAUUGACUGAUGGAUCACCACUACACGCGCGCAACACCUCGAUGCUGUAUUGCCAAAAGAGGCUUGAUCAAAGUCGGGUACGUAAGACGACGAAACGAUUGGUGUCGCAAGCCGAGAUGUCCAGGGAUAAAAGUAAGAACAUUUU
Molecule: messenger RNA, 3644 nt
Organism: Aedes aegypti (yellow fever mosquito)
Lineage: Eukaryota; Metazoa; Arthropoda; Insecta; Diptera; Culicidae
Product: non-lysosomal glucosylceramidase
Exons: 9
Coding region: 275-2938 (887 amino acids)
Biological process (GO): glucosylceramide catabolic process; carbohydrate metabolic process
Cellular component (GO): membrane
Molecular function (GO): glucosylceramidase activity; beta-glucosidase activity
Source: RefSeq, a predicted model, not a curated record